Pseudopipra pipra is the source of this 17423-nucleotide messenger RNA. RefSeq names its product unc-13 homolog C (gene UNC13C). The record is from RefSeq and is a predicted model, not a curated record. Gene Ontology annotation, cellular component: presynaptic active zone cytoplasmic component; synaptic vesicle membrane; neuromuscular junction. The coding region runs from base 9675 to 16307 and encodes 2210 amino acids. Gene Ontology annotation, biological process: presynaptic dense core vesicle exocytosis; synaptic vesicle maturation; synaptic vesicle priming. The transcript has 32 exons. Lineage: Eukaryota; Metazoa; Chordata; Aves; Passeriformes; Pipridae. Gene Ontology annotation, molecular function: phospholipid binding; syntaxin-1 binding; calcium ion binding.
UCCGUGAAGCACAGGGGCUGCCUUUCCACGCAGGAGGGCUGUGCCUAUUGCAGGGAAUGCUGCAUUCGGAAGCAGUGGCAGGAGAAAACAGCAGUGGGUGAAGUUCCCAGCACAUAAAACACCAGGAUGAUUACUGUUCUCCCGUGUUGAUGUUGGUUUUGAACGGGAGCAGGACACUGACUCCUGCCCUGCUAUUAUAGAGGAGAAAUAAAACUGAGCUGCGGAAUGAAUUAGUAGCUAACACCAUGAUUACUCUCAGCUGUUAGCACAAGUUGUUGGGGGGGGGGAAUGGGAGAGGGAGGAUAAACCCCCCCACUUAACGCUGCCUAGGGAAUACUGUGGAAUUUCGGGCAGAUACCGUUGCGGACUAGCAGCAUGCCUGACUGCACUUGAGUGCGAGCACUGAGCAGCAGCCUCAUGUUGUAUCGUACCGUUUCUAAGGCUGGAGGAAGAACAGCAAAAUAGUAAUGGAUUUGUGUACAGUGUUUCUGCAUAAAUGGAAAAUAAUAUAAAGAUGGUGGUAUGUAAUUUGUAUUUUAUUUUUAAGAAGAAUUUAAUCCAGGUAUGUAUGCUUUUUUUUAUUUUUGUGUCUAGUCUACAUACAGUUUUCGGCUUCCUUUGUUUCCUUUUCGUAUUUUCAUUCUGAAUGUACCUCCCACUGUUCUUGCUAAUGCAAUGCAUUGAUUUGUAACUGAUUUGCUUUCUAAUGCUAUAAUGUUGAUGAAACUGUCUGGGCUUCUGGAAUUAACACUUCAUUAAAAAGUGGGGGGGGUAAUUUUGUAAGGUACCAACUUCACAAUGUAAGUUGAGUAAGACAGCGUGGUGUUUGAUUUCUCAAUGAGUUGGAACAUUUUAAUCGGUAUAAAAAGAUAAAUAAAUUAGUUAUACAAAUACACAGUGAAAAUAUACUAUAUUUUUCUUAUAUGUGUCAGUACUUUUUUCCUAACUUGUGACAGGAUUAGUAAUAAAUUGAGCUUUAUGGAUGCUUAUGUAUUUCUGGGUCUUGAUUAAUCUUCAAGAUGAACACCCUGCAGCUUUCUUUUGAAGAGGCAGCUUGCUUAGACUACAGGCUUGAUUCUGUUCCACAGCUAAAUCUGUGUCUUAGAAUACCCUCUCCAUGUACCUCCCCCAAGCCCAACCUAAAAAACCACCAGAGAUAUUUAAUACUUUUUUGUCCAUCCUUUUAGGUUCAAGAAGAUAACAUCAGCAUUUUGCCUUCUGCAAUUUUAGAGGCCAAGUAAUAGUAGCUGCAACUAAUUCCUUACUGUGAGAUUGAGGGUUCAUUUUGCUUUAAGAGGAAGAAUUAUGCAGAUAUAAAAAUCUGACUGUAUUCAUUAACCCUUAACUUUCUUUAGUCACCUGGCUCUUUUUUUGCAUUUUUUGUCUUAUUAAGAAUAUUUUCUUUCUGCUGACUACUGAUUAUAUGUAAUAAGUGAAAUAGAACAUAAUGCUAUGUGCCCUUAAACUAAGGACACAUCUUAUAAUGUCCAGUAGAAUGUAUUAAACCCACUUAGGUAAUGCUUAUUUGAUUGUUCAUUAGUCCUGAAAUAUCUCACAGUAUUCUGUUGCAUUUCAAAUUUGAAUGCAGCCCAGUUUUAAGAAAGAUGAUUUUUUUUUUUUAAUAACAUGUUGAUCCAAAAAGAGUUAAUAUCAAUUCCAGCAUCUUAAUACUGGUGUUAACUCUUGGUUGGCAGGAACUCUUAUGCCUGAAAAACAUUCAUUGGGGUAACAAUAAUUGCUUCCUGAAGUAGAAAUAAACUCUGUCCAUAAAGUUGUAGUUAGUUUUCACAGAGAAGGUGAUACAAUGCUUGUUUUCUGAUUGAAGCUGUUGGUGAUUAUAUAAAAUAGUUGCCUUUAUUUAGUGUAAUACACAGCUAUGAUUUGACAAUUGAAAAUGGAAGGUUACUUGAUACAUUUGAAUGUUCUAAAAAUCAGUGGUAAUUCUUACAAUCUAAAUCAACAUACUGAGGAAAGCAAUGAGAGAAUGCUGUUAAGUCUAAGAGCACUAAGAGUCAAAAGUAGAAUUUAAGGUUAAAACAUGUUUUGUUUGUCAUAAAUUAUUUUUGUAAAGGGUAGUAGGAUAGAAAUUAUGGUUGACUGUCAUCUCAAAGACCUUUCCUACAGAAAGAAGCCAUGAUGCAAUAUAUAUGAGGUUUCCUUAGGUGGAAUGCACACAACUUGGAGAGUUGUAUAAAGGUCUUCUGUCACUAUCUAUGUGCUUGGUGCUGUAGUGAUGUCACCACAUUAUCAUAAUGACCAUAUAUUGCUGUGAAAACACUUAGGAAAUCUCAGGUGAAGUGUUGGGAUUCCAGAGUGUUACUCAGGAGGAGAAGACUGAUAGCUCAGAAUAUCUCACAAUUCAUUAAAGCAUCAAGGAGGACUGAAAAUUCCAAGUUUUCUUUUAACUGUAGUGUUGUGAAAAUCUGGGAAGAAUGUAGUAUAACAGCUUCUGACUUUUGAGACCAAUACAGCUCUGAAGCAUAAAAAUUCUUUGGCACCCAAGAAGGUUCUUAUGCAGGUUUUGUUUUUCUCACUUGUGUCGUUCACUUCAGUUGACAUCUCCAAAGCAGAGGGUCUUACUUUCAGGUGUAAAUCUAAGUAUUACUCACUGUAUUGUAGCAAAGAAAGCAGAGAUUUUUUUUCCUUAUAAAGUUUUGCAACAAAUUUAAAAUUGUGUUUAAUAUCUACCAUCCUCAUCAAUGAAAGUCCUGUCACAUGUUUAACAAGCGUGGCUUUUAUCUGUGUGUGCCUACUCAUCCUGGUGUAUGUUGUUGUCAGCAGUACUUGUAGUGGUUUGUGCUUGUGGCAUUUUUCAAAUUCAGUAAUUGCUACCAUUUAUCAAAUGAAAGGCCUCUUUAUAAAAGCUGCCUGUUUCAUAAUUUUAUGUUCUAAAAAUGUCCUGUAAUUAUUAGUUUACUAGAAUUUAGAAAAUACAUGGGAUGGAAUCUAGGGGGCUACAAGUACCAUUUUGCCCAUAUCAAAUUGUUCUCUUAAUCGAAAUAUUUCACCAGGAAUUUCUGUAAAUACUUUUAAAAAAACCCUCCCCAAACCCCCAAGGAAACAAAAAAAAUCAAAGCUGUAGAGUGGUGUAGUGUACACAUGGUCACAGACCUCAUGGCAAACUCUGUCCAAGAGGGAUCUAAUUCAGGGCAGUGUGUUGCCUGUUCUAAGGCUCAGGCCAGUACAGUUAGAGGAUUAAAAAUCUAUACCUGAAAGAAAAUUGAGGGUGUUUUUUUUUAAUUAUAUUUUCUGAUGGAAUUAUUAUCAAUACCAGUUUAGGUUGCUGAAAAGUUUGAAAUGUUACUAUUAAAAGAAAUUUUGAAUAUACUCAGUAUACUGCAAGCAUAUUCUCUACAUAUGUGUUAUGCUUCCCUGUAAAUUAAAUCAUUUAUCUUCUCAGUGUGUAAUGUCUGAAAAACUCUCCUUAUUAAAACAUAGACAAAAUUAAGGAUAGAAGUGAGAUUUUGUCAAUUGUAUAUUGAUGCUUUCUAUCUUUUAAAAGACAUUACAUAGAUUCUGAUUAUUCUGUACUCUCUAUAUAUUCUGUACUGUAUAACUCUUGUUCAUUUGGGGUAAUCUGACAUAAUAGCAUGCAGGUAAUAGUCUAACUCAGAAGUUAAUAUGUCUGGUACCAACUUAGUAAUACAAUAAUCCCCAUAUUGUCAGCAAAUAACUUUUCCCUUCCCACAUUUUCCAUUCCUUUUGUAGUCUCCACUUAAAUAGUAAUGAACUCUUAGGUGGAACCAUCUCAAUUUUAGCAGUUUUUGAAGUAAGAGUAUUGACUAAAAAUAAGUUUAUGUAGGACAGCACACAUCAUAUAGUCAGCUGAAAAGGGGGGAAAAGUCACUGCUGCCACCUUCUUUAUACACUUUUUAAUUGAAAAAGUUGAGGAAGCAACUAGAAACAUUAAAGAGAAAAAGGUUAGUACAUUUAGUCAGACAGCAUUGAAACUGUGUUCCAAGUCAUUUGCAGUCUUAUUCUUGUGUGCAUUAGUACUCUCAAUUACCCCAUGCUAAGCUGUCUGUGGACAGCUCCCAAUGGAGCACAUUUUACCUUUAGAAUCUGUUCAGUAGCUUUUUACAUCUAAGUAUUAAUCUGCUAUAUUUGGCACAUCUCUUCCUUUGGUUUUAGUUCUAGUCAAGGCCAUUGUCCUUUAAAAACAAUUGCUUCAAAUAUCAUUUUCAUUUUUGUAAAAUUGUCUUCAACAAUUUCAUUAGUAAUUCAUAAAUAACUGAAUGACAACUUUAGCCUCACAGUUGGUGCAACAAAAUUUCUUAGAGAAAAACAUAAAUAUUACAGAUACACACAAAGGUGUGGAGAAUAGUGUAACUAAAAAAAGUAAUUAUGGAAAUUAUUGCGAAAUAGUGAGGGGUUUUUUUCAACUCAUGUCUGUCUUCAACAGUAAUUGAAAAAAACCCCUAUCUUUUACUGCAGAAAAGUCCUCUUUUUUCCCAUAGUGGUCAUAGCAGUGGGGGAGCAGUGAAGAUGACUUUUCUUUCCGGAAUAAUUACUCAUCCUAGCAUGCUGGGAAUUUACAUUUUCUUCUCAGCUCUCCUGAAGACAAUAUGCUUCUAUAUAUUACAAAGUAGUUUAAUUGCAAGUAACUGAGUUCAUUCACUAAUGCACAAAGUUCUAUAUGUGAUUUCUGUUUCGGACUCUAUUCUAAAUCGCAGUGAGUGAAAAUCAGUUUUAAGCCUGUGCUGCUUGAGUCUGUCAUCCUUAAACUCAAUUAAGUUGUGUGUUGAAAGAACAGGAAUGUUACAGCUAUGAAUGACCAGUAUAAUGAGCAGUAUAGCUGCUAAAAAUUUAGGUUGGAUUCUACCUUAUACCUGAUGAAUAUACAUGCAAGCUCUUCAGGACAGUGGUAGGUCUUGUGGGCUAAAACAUAAGCAGCUUGUAGGAUCCUUAGAUUGGGGUUUGAAAAAACAAGUUAGUGGUUAGUUGUAUUUAUAACACUUCCUAUAAGUAGAGAAUGCAACAUGUUUAGUGGUGGUCAGAUACAUUAAUAGCAGGAUCCAUAAAGAAAUAUCACUAGAUAAAUAAGCAGAUAUAGUGAACUUUCCAAAUCAUUUUGGUGAAAAAUAAGAAUAGCUUUCUAGCCAAAAGUAGACACUGCUGAUAACACUCCACGCUUUUGUGGGAAUGUUGGAGGGGCUAAUCCAGUAGGACAAAGGUCUACUGGUGAAAAUCUAAGGAAUUCCUGGAACAAAGAGUAAUUAUCCAAAAGAGAAAGCAGGACUACUCCAUUGUUAUGGCCCCCACCUUUGCCAGGGUCUGCAGGCAGGCCAUCCAUUGUAGCUUGUGCAGUAUUAAGAUGUACCACCUUACCUUGAAAGACUCACCAAUAAUGCACAUUAAAAGUGUCAGUAUUUAAGAUUACGAGGAGAAUUUCAGAAGAAUGUAAAGGAGCAGAUAAUUGUUCUAAAUUAAGUUCUUCUGAAUUAGGUCAUCUGAGAUGAUUGUCAGUAUAAUGCCACUGUUAUAGUAAAUUAAUGAAGCUCUCUGGAGUAUACACCUUGUUUAAAGGAAAGUAGCAAAGGUUUCACCCAAGAGACAUGCACUGAGGGCAAGUACAGUUAUGUCAAGAUAACCUUAUUCCCAGGCAACCUUAAGACUAGUAAAAUACCAUGCUUAAUAAAUCUGUGCAUAUGAAUUCUUUUAUUGAUUCUUUGUGUUCCUGAAAGUAAGAGGACCUUUCUUAGCCUCAGUUUCUGUGACUGCAGAGUAAAUUGUUUACAUUUUUUUGUUAUGUGUGAUUAAUUAAUUCCUGUGAAGCAUUUUGCACAUCAAAAAAAGAUGUUGCUGUCUGUAGAGAGUAGUGACUAUUUUGGCAGUAAUACAAAGUGGUAUUGCUACAGAAAAAGACUGUCUGGGUUCGUUUUGUUUUCCUCUACUGUCUUGGUGUUGGGAACACAAACUUUCGUGUGGCAUUUUAUAGAGGGAGACUGCACUUGUGUCUCAUCUUCUUCCCUGUCCCCUUCCAAUACCCACAGGCCCCUUGCAGUUGAUUCGUAGUGUAAAGGCUAAGCAAGGCUGUGGUUCUGCCUGGUUCUUGCUUUUUUUAAAGGGGACAGUCUGCAUCCACAAAGCUACCUCUGAAUGGAGAGAGCUGCUGCUCUACAGCUUUAUUUACUGGGGUCUGAACAGAAGCUCAAGCAGUGAUCUAACUAUUCUAUUUAAAUACUGAAAUCAUGUUUUUAAGAUGAUCCAAUUUUCUUUAUAAGAAUAAAGGGCUGGAUUUUUUAAAAUAAUUUUUAAAAAUUGGAAUCUAUGAGGGUCUGGUGCUCAGACAUGUAACUAGAAUACACUGCUUGCAUUGUUUAAAAAGGUGUAAUUUUUAACCCAGCCCACUCCACCCCCCUUCUACCUGACACAUUAGUUUUAGACUUGGAAAAGAAUCCUUUAUAAGUGAUGCUUCCAACUGACAUUUAUUUUGACAAUGCUUUGUUGUCAACAGUAUCCAAAUUACCUUUUCACCAUCAUGUUGAUUGGCAAAUGUCCAUUUUCAGACUUGCUAUGGGUAAAAAGUUGAUGGAAGUGCCAUUGUGUCCUUUCUUUAUAGAAGUAACCCUUUAACAAUUUGUUUUCAUUCUAAUCUCACAAUUCAUAAGACUUUCCAGUUUCCUGCUCUAUAACCAUCUAGCGUAAAGUCCAUACAUCAUUACUGUAUCAUUUCAACUUGAUUCCUUAUGCUUAGAAUGGGUUAAUUCAAUGGUGUUCAACUUUAUAAUAUAAACUGUUUUAAUUCAAUAAACAAGGAAAGUAAAAAUUUAAAAAAUCAGGUCCUGAUGGCUUAUUGGGAGACCUGAAUAAAACCAGAAAAUAUCUGAAUGACAGCUUUCAGAUCAUUCAAAUAAUUACUUAGCCCUAUGUGCUUCUUAAAAGAAUGUUCCUUAUUUUCUAAAGUUUUAACCUACACUGAUUUAAAACGUUAAGAACAACCCAUGUAAAUCUUCACAGAAAGAAAUGGAUGAGCCCUAUAAUGACUCAAACUUGAUUCUGUGUGUAGAUACACAAUUUUAGAAAAUGAGUUUUUGACAGUGCAAUGGUAGGCUGUAAACUGAUUAACAGAUCAUAUGACUAAUACAGCUGAGAUGGAAUAGAACUCGCAUGAGAGAACAUAAAUCUGCUCCAUUUAGCAGAUCUCCCUGUGUUUGCAACAGUACAGCUUUUAAUUGACUAUGGCAUUGUCAGAAACUGGGUUUCUGACAAAUUGAGUGCUGAAUGUGUACCUACUUGUAAUACUUUCAAUUAUCUCUGAUAAAAAGCAUAAGUUAGACAGUAGGUCAAACAUAUAUAUAUAUGGCUGGCUAUGAAAUCAAGAUUAUUCUACAGAGAAGCAUUAAAGCUUAUUUAAAAUGAAUGGAAAUAUUCCAGAUUCCAGUGAUAACUUCAUUAUUUCUUGAUGUUUUUAGGCUGAGACAGGAAACAAGCCUUCUAGCUUGUUUAUUCAUUCUUGGUUUGAAGUCAUUUGAAGAAUGUCCAAGUUAUCCAAGUGAAGUUUAUAUGAGAAGGCAUUUAAAAAUCUAUUUCUGUGUGUGCAUAGAAGGCAGGCAGUCACACUUAAAUCCUAUUCAAUAAAUGGUUACAAACAUUCAGUGUAAGAGCUGAAUUGUUAACAAGUGUUUCUACACCUAGAAAGAUGCCUUUGACAUUGAAAAGUGUCCCAGGAUGGUUCCUUUCGCUACUAAUAAUAUGUGAAAACCAGGCAGCCUUGGCUGUAGUGAAAGCUGUGCAAUAUUCUGAGAGAUGCCAUUUGCACUCCUUGAAAAUUGCAUGCAGUCACAUUGAGCACUCCUUUGCUUCCAAACGUUGCUUGCUCUUAAUUCACUCUUAAUACUCUGACUUCAGGCAUAAGCCUACAAGAAAAAGAAGUGGCAAGGGGUGUGCUGAUGAUACAUUAUAAACGUGACUCAUAUCCAACAGAUAUUUCAGCGUUUUAUAAAAUAGUAAGGUAGUAACUUUGGAAAGGAUGAACAAUGUUGUUUAUUCUUGUUCUGCUUGCUCUUGGUCUGCAUUCCAAUUUUGUUAUAACUGAAAAAGAAAUAAGUCUGUUUACAUCCUCUGUUCCAGGAUUCCAGAAGCCAACCAGGCUUUUAGCAGCUCUCCCUGUGCUUUCUGCAGCAUAGUGCAUUUUGCUGCUGCAGUGUGAAUCAGUGGUUAGUGUUUAUUAUUGACCAUUGAGUUUAACAGUAAGGUCAGUAAAGACAAACCAUGUUAUGCAAAGACUAGAUCUUGAGGUGUUUGAGUGUUCCAUAAUGUUUCACACAGUGCCAUGCUGUUUGCAGACAGUUCAUAUUCUUUGCGCCUCUGAAGACACCACAGAGCAAUUUUUAACCCUUCAUAUACCAUGUAUCUAAAUAAUAUUCUGCCAAAGAAUUUUUAGCUGCUUUAGAAACCAAAAUGGUCAUUUUAAGAACUUCUUUGUUGGAUUUUUCUGAGCUAUUUGUCUUGGUUUUAUUCCACAGCAAUGAAACUGGGAGGUGAAUUAUAUGCUGUACAAAAAUACAUUUACAUGUUUAAAGCGUGUUGACCACGUUUCUAUAGAAUACAAGCUUUUGUUUUAUGGAAUAGAAGCUUCCAGAUACCUCAUGAAAUCUUUUCUUAGUCUUCUUUUAGAUCAAACAGCUUUCCUGUUAUAAUGGCACCUGUUUCCGUCCUGCAACUUGUAAAUCAUAUCUGUAUAUUGUUUUGUAUAGGUUUGAUGUUUUCUUUCUGUGACCAGAACAAUGUCAAAUUUAGUAACCUAGUUGAGAAGGUCCAUCAGUUGUCAUUAAGAUUUUCUGCUAUUUUCUAUGCCUUUUUUGUCUGUUUUUUUUUUUUACUUCUUAAAGAAAAGAAACAAAGAAGAUAUGCUUACCUUUGAGUCCUGGCUUACCAGACCUUGUUAAAGUUUGAUAUUAAAAGAAAGCAUUUAUUUCCCAAACCAUAGUCAUGUGUAUAAUCCAAUGUCAAGAUAGAACAGUACUUCAUGGCUACAAUACUCACUUCUUAUAUCUGAAUCCAACCUUGGUCCAAAAGAUAAAGCAAGAGAGAACUUUCUACUUCUGUUUUACUAGAUAGUAACAACUUGCUUCCCUGUCUGUUUUUUGAUCUCUGCUGUAUAUCAUAUGGAUCUAAAUUGAAAUGUCAUUACUCUGAAAGAAAACACAGAGCAUUAAUACGAAUAUAUUCUGUUAAAGUCAGAGAAUUAAAGUGGAGGAAGAAGCCUGUAAAUAAGUAUAGCUUAUUCAUUUAUGUUAAAAAUAUUCUCCUAGAACUGUUUUCAGUUUCAAUUAUUCAUGAAAAAAUCUGUUCAGACAAUUAUGGGGAAUCAUCUGUGUUUCCAUUGUAACCUACUUAGAACAACAUCAGUAUUACUGAAUGAUAAGUUUGCUUGGCAGCCAUUGUAACAUCAUUCCCUCCUUUUUAGACACUUCGAGAAGCCAUGAGCAACAGAGGGAGAUUUUGCAAGACAUACAAAACCCCUUCAGGAUUUUGUUUCCAACAAGCAGAUGUGUGAUUCUUUUCUUUUUUUUUUUCCUUUUUUUUGUAUUUUUCUGUCAAAUUAUUCCAGAGCAACAAUAGUUUAUAUGGAUAUGGUCCCCACUGAUGAUGAUCCUGUUGGAGAUACAAAUACUUGUCUGGAUCAAAAAUGGUGUUUUGUGGAAACAGCUUGAAAUAAAUUACACUCCAUGGUUUCUGCCCUCCUAAAGAGCCUGAUCUCAUCUUACAUACAUAAGAUCCGCAAAGGAAUGUUUACAAAGAAAUCGGGAAAUAGUACAAAAAGGAAAGAGAGUUGUCAGAGCAAAAAGGAACAAGACUUUACUCAGAUUGGACAUACAAAGAAUCCAAAAUUUUCAAAUACUUUAAAAAGCACCGUUAAAAAGAUUGCCAAGUGCCCAUCUGCUCGCAACUUAUCCACUGAAGAACAGGAAAGCAAUAGAGAAUUUUCCCUUUCGCCAACAUUCAGUUACAGAGUUGCUAUUGCCAAUGGACUGCAAAGGCAUGUUUUGGUAGCACACACUAAUAAUGAAGAUAUAGUUCAAGAUCUGUCUUCAAAUGAUAGCUCGUGUUCUGACUCUUUAAGUGAAAUAAAAAGUAAUAGCAAGAAGGACGAAUACUCAUCCCACACGAUGCCUGUGAGACGCAACAGGAAAAGCUUGAGCAGCCUCGCACCAUCCGAUGGGAGUUCAGAUGGAGAACGCACUUUGCACACACUGAAACUGGGAGCUUUACGAAAACUAAGGAAAUGGAAAAAGAGCCAAGAAUGUGUCUCAUCGGACUCUGAACUAAGUACAUGGAAGAAAACAUGGGGAUUAAGAAGUAAAUCUCUGGACAGAACUGGGCGUCACCAGAAAUCAAACACUCUUGAACCUGGCUUUAGUUCGACAGGUUGUAUUAGUCAAACCCAUGAUGUUAUGGAAAUGAUCUUUAAAGAGCUUCAGGGAAUAAGUCAAAUUGAAACAGAACUCUCUGAAUUAAGAGGGCAUGUUAAUGCUCUGAAACAAUCAAUUGAUGAAAUUUCCAGCAGUGUCGAAGUUGUGCAAAAUGAAAUUGAACAGUUGCGAACUGGGUUUGUACAGUCCAGAAGAGAAACCCGGGACAUCCAUGACUACAUUAAGCAGAUAGGCCAUCCAGGAAACAAAGCAAGUCUUAGGUUUCUAAACGUGCCUGAAGAGAGACUGGAAAAAACUGAAAGCAUAGUUUACAAAAUACUGAUAGAUAAAAUGGGCUUCUCAGAGGCACAAAGCACUAUUAAAAUUGAAUUUGCCCAAAGAUUGGGGCAACAAAGAGACUGUCCAAAUGCAAAACCAAGACCCAUUCUUGUUUACUUUGAGUCAUCACAACAGAGAGAUUUGAUUUUAAAAAAGUCUUAUAAACUUAAGGGAACUGGCAUUGGAAUUUCUACAGAUAUAUUUUCCCAUGACAUAAAAGACAAAAAAGAAAGAGGACUACCUUCUUCUCAGACAUAUGAAAGUAUGGAUAUGAAACUUUUAACUGUGGAGACAAAAUCUAAAAUGCAUGACUGGGAGUCACCUGACAGUGAUAAAGACUUGGAAUCAGAUAUAAAUAAGAACAGUUAUGCAAAGAUAUCUAAAUCAGCAUUUCAAAUAAAAACAAGCACUACAAAGGGGAUUACUGAGUCCCCAAACACUAAAGACCUUAAAAGAACUGCUGACAAUGGCACCUUUUCAAAUAGAAGUUAUGGCAAUCAGUCACCAGAAUUUGACAAUCUGGAGAAACAAUCAAAGGCUUAUUAUUCAGACAUGACUCCUUUGUGGCACUUACAGAAUGACUUUGCAACACCAAAGCUCAGCCGUUCAGAGUCAGAUUUCUCAAAAUUGUGUCAGUCUUACUCUGAGGAUUUUUCAGAAAACCAGUAUUUUAGCAGAACAAAUGGCAGUUCACUGUUGUCUUCCUCUGAUCGAGAACUUUGGCAACGAAGGCAAGAUGAUUCUACAAACUGGUAUGGCAGUUCCCAGGAACAGACUUUUGUCCAAGACAUGGAACAGCAUCCGGAGCAAAAUGAAAUAGAAAACAUAGAAACUGUUGAUAGUGGAGUAAGCAAUGGAAUGAUCUGUGCAUCUGGAGACAGAAACCACUAUAGUGAUACUCAGCUUGCUUUACAUGAUGAUCUUUCCCCGUGGAAAGACUGGAAUCAGUUGGAACAAGGGGCAGAUUUGGGCCUAGACACAUCCACACAGGAAGUUUUUGUGUAUGAUAUGAGCAGCCCUUCAGAUCAACAGACAGAUUUUGGAAAGGGCCAAGGUUCUGACCUCCAGUAUGAUACUGAAAGCUAUGAUUUCACCCUAGAUGGUACUUCUCCAUCAUGUCCAGGCCUUGAUAGUGAAACACAAAGUCAGUGGACUGGUCAAUAUGAUGAUUAUCAGGAUACAAAUUCUAUGUCCUCUUAUCAGAAUCAAAACAGAUUGCCUAUGAUGUACCGAAGUCAGAGUGAACUACCAAGUGAUGAUUCAGAAGAAACAGCCCCUAAAUCGUGGCAUAGCCGGUUGAGCAUAGACCUUUCUGAUAAGGCUUUCAGCUUUCCUAAAUUUGGAUCUACGCUUCAACGUGCUAAGUCAGCUUUAGAAGUAGUCUGGAAUAAAAGUACACAAAGUUUAAGUGGAUACGAAGACAGUGGAUCAUCUUUUAUGGGAAGGUUUAGAACUUUAUCUCAGUCUACUGCAAACGAGUCAAGUACAACACUCGAUUCAGAUGUUUAUGCUGAGCCUUAUUGCUACAAAGCAGAGUAUGAGGAAGACUUAAUUGAACCAUCUGGUGAGAAUGAAACAGACUAUGUAGAAGUAAUGGAACAGGUGCUUGCUAAACUAGAAAACAGAACUAAUAGUAGUGAAACUAGUGAGCAAGUCCAAGAAUAUGAACUGGAGCAGGCUUUGUAUGAAACUCCGUAUGCAAUGCUGCCAGAGGAGCAAUAUGACACACAGUUUGAUGGCGUGAUCAGUGAAGAGAUAUUGGAAGUUGAAAGCGAUGUGGUUCCUGAGGUAGAAAUAAGAGAAGAUGAAAAUCAGAAUGUCCCAGAGACAGUUAUUGAAAUUCCAAAGAAAAAAAAAAUACGGCCAUCAUUCAAAGAAGCUGCUUUAAAAGCAUACAAGAAACAAAUGAAUGAUUUGGAAGAGAAGAUCCUUGCUGGAGAUAGCGGUUCUGUGGAUGAAAAGGCUCGGUUAGUAAGUGGAAGUUCCUUGGAUGCUUCCAAGCUUUAUGCAAUCCAGGCAUUUACUGGUGGACUGUAUGGCAUUGACAGCAUGCCAGACCUGCGCAGGAAGAAAUCUUUUCCCAUUGUUCGAGAUGUGACACUUGCAGCUCGAAAGUCUGGUAUUUCCAUGGCCAUGCUCACCCGGACCUCCAUAAACACUGAGGAAAUGAAAAUACACGUCUUCAAGAAGACAUUGCAGGCUUUGAUCUAUCCUAUAUCAUCAACCACACCUCAUAACUUUGAAAUUUGGACAGCUACAACUCCCACAUACUGUUAUGAAUGUGAAGGUCUACUUUGGGGCAUUGCCAGACAAGGCAUGAGGUGCACUGAGUGUGGUGUCAAAUGCCAUGAGAAGUGCCAAGACCUCCUGAAUGCUGACUGUUUACAGAGAGCAGCUGAAAAAAGUUCCAAACAUGGUGCAGAAGACAAAACACAGAAUAUUAUUAGUGCUAUGAAGGAAAGAAUGAAGAUUAGAGAGAAAAAUAGACCAGAGGUGUUUGAAGUGAUCCAGGAAAUGUUUAAUAUUUCCAAAGAAGAUUUUGUACAAUAUACAAAAGCAGCAAAACAAAGUGUUUUGGAUGGAACAUCCAAAUGGUCAGCAAAAAUAACCAUCACAGUUCUUUGUGCUCAGGGCUUGCAGGCUAAGGACAAAACUGGCUCAAGUGACCCAUACGUUACUGUGCAAGUUGGCAAAAACAAGCGGAGAACAAAAACUAUUUUUGGAAACUUGAAUCCCGUAUGGGAUGAAAAAUUCUAUUUUGAAUGCCAUAAUUCUACAGAUAGAAUAAAAGUGAGAGUAUGGGAUGAAGAUGAUGACAUCAAGUCUAGAGUAAAACAACAUUUCAAAAAAGAAUCAGAUGACUUCCUGGGGCAAACAAUCAUUGAAGUAAGAACACUGAGUGGAGAAAUGGAUGUAUGGUAUAAUUUAGAGAAGCGAACAGAUAAAUCAGCUGUCUCUGGUGCCAUUAGACUGAAAAUCAAUGUUGAAAUAGAAGGAGAGGAGAAAGUUGCUCCCUAUCAUGUGCAAUACACCUGUCUACAUGAGAAUCUGUUCCAUUACUUGACGGAAGUUAAAUCUAACGGGGUUGUGAAAAUCCCUGAGGUGAAAGGCGAUGAGGCCUGGAAGGUGUACUUUGAUGAUGCUGCACAAGAAAUCGUGGAUGAAUUUGCAAUGCGCUAUGGAAUUGAAUAUAUUUAUCAAGCUAUGACGCACUUUUCCUGUCUAUCUUCUAAAUAUAUGUGCCCUGGUGUUCCAGCAGUUAUGAGCACAUUGUUGGCCAAUAUAAAUGCUUUCUAUGCUCAUACCACAGCAGCAACUAAUGUAUCUGCCUCAGAUCGCUUUGCUGCUACUAACUUUGGGAGAGAAAAGUUCAUAAAACUGCUGGAUCAAUUGCACAAUUCUCUGAGGAUUGAUUUAUCCAAAUACAGGGAUAAUUUUCCUGCCAGCAAUUCUGAAAGACUCCAGGAUCUUAAAUCAACUGUGGACCUGCUUACCAGCAUUACUUUUUUUCGGAUGAAGGUCCUGGAAUUGCAGAGCCCACCUCGAGCCAGUACUGUGGUGAAAGACUGUGUAAGAGCCUGCCUGGACUCAACUUAUAAAUACAUUUUUGACAAUUGCUAUGAUCUCUACUCCCAAUUAGUGGAUCAGAGUAAGAAACAAGAAGUUCCUAAAGAAGAACAGGGACCAACAACAAAGAAUUUGGAUUUCUGGGCACAGCUUAUUACUCUGAUGGUCACCAUUAUAGAUGAAGAUAAAACAGCAUAUACACCAGUCUUGAACCAGUUCCCUCAAGAGUUGAACAUGGGGAAAAUCAGUGCUGAAAUCAUGUGGACUCUGUUUGCCCAGGAUAUGAAAUAUGCUCUGGAAGAACAUGAAAAGCAGCGGUUAUGCAAAAGCACAGAUUAUAUGAAUUUGCACUUCAAAGUGAAAUGGUUUUAUAAUGAAUAUGUGCGAGAACUCUCUGCUUUCAAGGAUGCAGUGCCUGAAUACUCUCUGUGGUUUGAACCAUUUGUCAUUCAGUGGCUGGAUGAAAAUGAAGAUGUCUCAAUGGAAUUUCUUCAUGGAGCACUAGAAAGAGACAAAAAAGAUGGGUUUCAGCAAACAUCAGAUCAUGCCCUCUUCUCAUGUUCUGUGGUUGAUGUCUUCACACAGCUCAAUCAAAGCUUUGAGAUUAUUAGGAAACUGGAGUGUCCUAAUCCAGAAGCACUAUCUCAUUUAAUGAGAAGAUUUGCAAAGACUAUCAACAAAGUGCUUCUUCAGUAUGCUGCAAUUAUUUCAAGUUACUUCAGCUCGUAUUGUGAUAAAGAAAACGUGGCCUGUAUCUUGAUGAACAACAUUCAACAAUUAAGAGUCCAGCUUGAGAAGAUGUUUGAGUCCAUGGGAGGAAAGGAGAAGAAAGAAGGAGAGAGAUUCUCUUAUGAGUUGGAUCCUGAAGCUAGUGUUGUUCUAAAAGAACUUCAGGUGAAACUUAGCAAUGUACUGGAUGAACUCAGUGUAACAUAUGCUGCAAGUUUCCAAUUUGUUAUUGAAGAUUGUGUAAGACAAAUGAGCAAUGAACUGAACCAAAUGAGAGGCAAUGGGAAUGCAGCAGCCAACAAGAACAGUGCAGCCAUUGAUGCUGAGAUUGUGCUUCGGCCUCUCAUGGAUUUCCUGGACAAAACUUUAAGCAUCUCGGCAAAAAUCUGUGAGAAAACAGUUCUGAAACGGAUUUUGAAAGAGCUCUGGAAGUUGGUCUUAAACAAAAUAGAAAAACAAAUUGUGCUUCCACCACUGACAGACCAAACCGGGCCCCAGAUGAUAUUCAGUGCAGCCAAAGAUCUUGGACAACUGUCAAAACUCAAGGACCAUGUGAUUCGAGAGGAAGCCAAAAGCCUGACCCUGAGGCAAUGUGCAAUAAUGGAAGUAGCACUGGUUACUAUAAAGCAAUACUUCCAUGCUGGAGGGAGUGGGCUGAAAAAGAAUUUCCUGGAAAAGAGCCCAGACCUACAGUCCCUCAAAUACGCUCUGAGCCUUUACACACAAACUACUGACGCCUUGAUAAAGAAGUUUAUAAACACUCAGACUUCUCAAACUCAAACUGCUAAUAAUUCUGUGGGUGAGAUAUCUAUACAGGUGGAUGUCUCCACACAUCCUGGAACUGGGGAGCAUAAAGUCACUGUAAAAGUUGUGGCAAUUAAUAAUCUAAACUGGCAAACAACAGCCAUGUUCCGGCCAUUUGUGGAGGUUUGCAUGUUAGGUCCUAAACUAAGUGACAAGAAAAGAAAACAUGGAACCAAGACAAAGAGCAACACCUGGUCACCAAAAUACAAUGAAACUUUUCAAUUCACGCUGAGUAACGAAGAUAAGCCAGGAGCCUACGAGCUUCACCUCUCAGUGAAAGAUUACUGCUUUGCUCGGGAAGACCGAAUCAUCGGGAUGACGGUCAUUCAGCUGCAAACCAUCGCCGAGAAAGGGAGCUGUGCCUCCUGGUACCCCCUGCUGAGAAACAUCUCUGUGGACGAGACUGGGCUCACCAUCCUUCGAAUACUUUCUCAGAGGAACAAUGACGAAGUUGCUAAAGAGUUUGUAAGACUUAAAACAGAAACAAGAUCUGCUGAAGAAACGGCCUAAAAUCCCCAAGUAAUGCGAGAUUGUCACCGCCAGAACAUAGAUACAAUGCUGUUGUCUGAAUAGUGCAUGCAUGUGCAAAUCUGUGGGAAUGUUUAACUAACUAUGUUUUCAGUGUUUGCCAGUACUUAUGUACUAUAUUUGCAAGGUAUGUCAAGGAGCUGUAUAUCUUUUAUACAUAUUUUGGUCUUUGGUAAAGUAAUUGUUCCAAUGAAGUGCCAAAACUAAGAGUAAAUGUUUCAUCAUAUCUUUUGAAAUGUUGAUUUCACCUCAUCACAAUUCCUUUAUUUUUUAACAUUUAUUAAUAAAUAAUUAGCUUUUUUAAUUGAUUAAUAGAUUGUCUCUAUUAAAUUACUGUGUUGCUUAUUCUAAAUUAAGUUACCUCCUUUACCAUUAUUUUAAAAAUGAGGUACCUAGUUUUCUUCAAACUGUCAUUUUAUGCAAGCCUCAUUUUAGGUGUCUUACUGAUAACUUUUUCUAUCAUUACUACAGAUGCAGUUACUUAUAGAAAGUGUUUGUAAUUUUAUAAUUACCAAUAUAAAGUAAUGAUUUUUGCAUAAAAACUGAAAAAGGAUGGAAAUAUUUUAUGCUAAUCUCUUUUCCAACCUUUCAUAAAUAUCACUGUGAAGAAAUGCUGUUUAAGCAGGUCCUCAAGAAGCUGUGCUUACCAGAGUUUGUUACUGAUGUUUGAUAUCUUGAGAUAACUUUGUUCUUCAAAACUGCCAUGGUAAUAUCAUAUUUGUAUUAAAAGAGUAAGUCAGUAUCUGUAGAACAGACUGCUGUACAGUACAGUAUAUGUGCUUUUAAAAAGUCAUUUUUUAAAUGAUAUGGUACUGUACAAGGGUUGGUAGUUUGGGAUAUGUAAUGUUGGUUUGUGGUUUGUUUCUAGAAAUUGUUUAUGAAAAGAAAAGAUGCUGUGAGCAUUUUCACUCAGAGUUAUAACGUUGCUUUACAUACUUAGCUGUAACAUCAGUUAAGUGCUUUAUUUCUUUAAUUUUUUUUUAGAAAUGUUCAACAGUUUGUACUUAUGCAACAUUACUAUGUAUUGCACUAAAGCAAACUCUGUGUCCUGUAAAUAUAUUUAGUGAGGAAUUGUAAAAUAAAGUAUGCAGAAACUGC